Messenger RNA from Cuscuta campestris, 2594 nucleotides. The record is from the annotation of a GenBank genome assembly. NCBI's taxonomy places the organism in Eukaryota, Viridiplantae, Streptophyta, Magnoliopsida, Solanales, Convolvulaceae.
CAGAGAGAAGUGUGGGUUACAUGGCCGCUGGUGGCUGUAACAGUGAGAAGGUGUAACAAUUAGAGAUUUAGUGUCGAGUGCAGGGGUUUAGGAAGCAUGCUUUGACUGGGGAUUGUGUGACAUUAGUGAAGAAGGAGACACAAUAAAUGAGGUGAAGAUAUUGGAGUUAUAUUAGAGAGAGAGAAGUUUAAAAUCAAAAUACAUGCAUUAAAUUUUUGUUUUUUCAAGAUAUAGAAGAAAGAGAUCCGAUUACAAACUUCAGUGGACAGAUUUGAAAUGGAGAGGGAGCAUUCCAGAUAUUGAGUUUUGGUGGUAGUAGUAUCCUCAGUUCUCUGUGUUGUUCUUGCUUCUAUUUUUCCUAGAUUUCACAAAUGUAGUGAGUAGAAGGUGGCCACAGUGAUAUUUUCACCAGAGUUGAGUCUGGUGGUGGCAACUGGGAUAUAAUAUACAUUGUCAUCAUCUUGUUGAUGCCACUUCUUCAAAAAAAGGCAUGAAUACUAACUAGUUUAGCAAUGACUUCUGAUUGCAAACAUAAAAAUCACUUAAUUGCAGCAUUACUUGAUUUCAUAUGUUUCAUUCAAAGUUGUUAAAGUUGCAGGACCCCACUGGUGCACCGGGAAUAACUGGAAAGCUAAUUUUACCUUUUUCUUUAAAAAUGGAGUGAUUUGAUGUACUCAGUGUUGUUCUUUUAUCUAUCCGUUAUAUAUGUACUUUUCAGCCUGUUGGAAGUCGAAGAGAAUUAGAAAUGAUGGACUAUCAUGUUAGUCGGCAUCCAGAGUUCCGGUACAAGACAGAAUUUCAAAGCCAUGAACCUGAGUUUGAUUAUCUCAAGAGUCUGGAGAUAGAGGAGAAAAUAAACAAGAUUCGGUGGUGUCAAGCCGCUAAUGGUGCCCUUUUUGUUCUAUCCACUAAUGAUAAAACUAUUAAGUUUUGGAAGGUCCAAGAAAAGAAAAUCAAGAAAAUAUCAGUCAUGAAUGCUAGCCCUUCCAAAGUGGUAGUAAAUGGUGAUAUUGGGAGGUCGAGUGUUUCAUCAAAUCCGUUCCAAUAUCUUGAAAAUGAGAGCUGUCACAAUAAAUCUUACGAUAGGUUGGGCAACAAUAUCUCACAUCCUAUAGAGAGCAGAGCAGAGCUCCGCUUGCCUGUGGUUUCCAGUGCUGAGACUAGUAUUGUUGCAAGGUGUAGAAGAGUGUAUGCUCAUGCCCAUGACUACCAUAUAAAUUCCAUAUCAAAUAACAGUGAUGGUGAAACAUUUAUAUCAGCCGAUGAUCUGCGGAUAAAUCUUUGGAAUUUGGAAAUAAGCAGCCAGAGUUUCAAUAUUGUUGAUAUGAAGCCCUCAAAUAUGGAAGACCUUACAGAGGUGAUAACUUCAGCCGAGUUUCACCCGACACACUGUAAUAUGUUAGCUUAUAGUAGUUCAAAAGGAUCAAUACGUCUCAUAGAUUUACGGCAAUCGGCACUGUGUGAUUCACCUGCUAAAUUGUUCGAGGAACAUGAGGCACCUGGUUCGAGAUCUUUCUUUACCGAGAUCAUUGCUUCAAUUUCUGACAUUAAAUUUGCAAAGGAUGGAAGAUAUAUCCUUGGUCGCGAUUACAUGACUCUUAAGCUGUGGGAUGUAAAUAUGAAUUCUGGUCCAGUUGCUAGUUUCCAGGUUCACGAACAUCUAAGACCAAAGCUUUGUGAUUUGUACGAGAAUGAUUCCAUAUUUGAUAAAUUUGAGUGCUGCUUGAGUGGUGAUGGCUUGCGAGUAGCUACAGGAUCAUAUAGUAACCUUUUCCGCGUUUUUGGCUGUGCCGCUGGAAGUGUCGAAGCAACAACACUAGAAGCAAGUAAAAAUCCCAUGAGGCGGCAAUCCCAGACCCCUUCAAGACCCUCAAGAUCCCCUAGCAGUAGCAUUACUCUCUCUGGCAGGCGAGGUGCAGAAAGUCCCAUUGGAGAUGCAAAUGGGAACACAUUUGAUUUCAGCACAAAACUGCUCCAUCUCGCAUGGCAUCCAACCGAAAAUUCAAUUGCAUGUGCUGCUGCAAACAGCUUGUAUAUGUAUUAUGCGUGAGGUCAUUGUUUGGAUGCCCCACACGGUUGUUUCACCCAUUUGAUCAAGUGCCUCAUUGAUGCCAAGCUUGUGUGUUUCAGUUCAUGAAGUCAAUGUUACCCAUAGAAGCUUUCAAGAAAAGUGAUGGCUUUGCCAAAGUUGCCACUAGUACAGUAAAAUGUAGACCGCGCUAUAAAGAAGCAGCUUCUAGAUAAGAACAUGCUGGGAAGUAAGAAUGUUAACUUGUAUUUGGGUGGGGGUAGAUUUGCAACCAUUAUUAUUAUUUUUUUGUAGAUUAAAUUUAGUGUGUUUAUAUAUUAUCGGCAACAAUAGUUCCCACAAAUGUACUGUAGAAGAAACUUCUGCUAACUGCCCUGGUGUCCAGUUUAGUCAUAAUAUUUGUUUAUUUUUCAUGCUCUGGUGGUAGAUUGCUAGACAUUUGUAACUGUUUAUUAAAACACCUGUGCCCCUAUAGCAUAGUUUAUUAUAUUACUCCCUCUGUAUUCUGUAACAGAGAGUAAUUCAGAUAUGUUGUUUUCUUUGCCAGUAAAUUUGAUAUCUUAGU